UAACAAAGGUGCCGGCAUGGCGACAUGGUCGAGGAGAUUGGGCAAUUGCAGACUUGCAGCAAAGCGCAAACAUCCAUGAGCAAGAGCAGGAGCACGCGCGACGGUCAGCAGCGACAGACUCGCCCCUGAUCCAUUCACACUCGCAGAUAGCGUACCGGGUCUGACGUCGAUUGCGGCGUCGAUUCUGGCAUUCCGUCUUUUCGCACGCACAAGGGGGACCGUUCAACUUGGCGCUCGACUUGUCAACACCCACAAUCGCGUCUCGACGUGAGAACUUAGAGGUUCGCAGGCGCCGCCCCGUUGCGUUACUCGACUACACGCUGCUGCACGUCAAGAAAGCCGUUGGCCGCUCCAUCGAUAAGGAGUCGUGAGUCUACAGGGGGCAGGGUGUGCGGCUUUUCUUCAUAAUGAAGACGUCGUCCGCCGCGCCUGCGGUUCCCAGGCCACUGUAUCCCUACCACCGCGACCACCACCACGACCCGGACCAGCUCGACAGCGACGACGAACUGGAGAAGCGCUUCCAAGACAGCAUCGGAUACACACUAGCCACCGAAGGAGGUGCCAAUUCAGCCAUGGGUGCCGCAGGGACUCUACAGAUAUGGCCCAAGCUGCACAUGGAGCCAUACCAGAACAUGCCCGACCUCGACAAGGCCAGAUUCAACCGCCUGCCCAGCGACCACUCGGAUCCUUUUUCGCAGCAGCCCGCCAGACGACGACCGACUCUGCACGCUGCCGUCAGUCAACCCAACCUGUAUUCAGCCUCGCGCAAGAACUCGAUCAAGACCGACGCCGCUCUGCCUCCGCCUAUUCCGCAAGCCCACCAGCGCAGCCACAGGGUCGACUUCUCUAGGCUCUUCGGAAGGCACAAAUCAAAGAACAAGGACAAGGACAAGACUCCGAAGCCGUCACCCGUUGUCGUACCUUCGCCGCCUCUACCCCUCCCGCCGCCGCCGCCAGUACCUGUGUCUACACGCUCUCGCCAGGACAGCGACCUCUCAUCCGUUAGACCUGCCUCCGCCGGCACUGCUAGUCACCGUAUCCAGGCCACCGCAUUUGACCGAAACGCUACCGAAAAUGCAAAGAUCAAUGUACGCAGACCACCCAAGGGCAUCAAGCACUGGUUCGAAGGUCUGGACUCGUCCGACGACGACUUGCCUGAAGUUGUGACUCCCGCCGAAACUAUCCACCGAUCUGCCUUCAACCCAGCACUCGGUCCCGGAAGAUCAAGAGUUGCGCCCACAUCACGUGUCACACCUAACUGUGAAGGUUCAUCGUCAGAUUACUUCCACUACCAAAGCUCCACACAUCAAGCAUAUUCGCAUCCUCAGAACCUGCAGGAGCGUAGCAUGCUGAACCUUUCAUCCGACGAAGAAGACGAUGAGCACUCCGAGCCUGCGUCACCACCGAGGUGGUUAGAUAAUUCGACCACCAACAACGUUCCCAUAGCAGAUUCGGAGAGCUGGUCCAAGACUGCUGCGACAAGACAGUCAACUUUCAGCAUGCAAACGACAAUGACCUCUGGAUCAAUCCCGAUUAUCAAUGCCGACAGCCUGGAAAUGGCUUACCGAACUCCUCUGCCUCCUCUUCCUACUCAAUAUCAACAAUAUACUGAUGUCAGCGCUGUCCCUGCUCCUCUACGCAAGCAGAAGUCUUACCACUUCUCAUCGCCCGGGCGCACACGAGCCACAAGUACUGCUUCGACCAUGCAGAGCGGUAACAGCGCCUCCACCACAGGUCAAUCUCAUGUCAUGACUGUGACUCAGGAAGAGAUGGCUUUACUGGAGAUGAUGCGUCGCAAGAGAGCCGAGAUGCAGACUCAAUCUACCCACCCCGCACGACGACACGAUUCAUCCAGCCAACCCUCCUACUCUGAUCGCAAGAAUUCUGCCGUGAGAAGCACCACUUCAUCGACCUUUUCACGAGGCAGUGCCAUGAGUAUCGGUCUGAUGCUUGAUGCUCCCGAAGGCACCGCUUUCCCUGCUCCUCCCAGCAACAGGAUUGUCCACGAGACACAGGACAUGAACUACUUCGCCCUCGACGAGAAACACAACAACAGAUCAUCAGACAUGUCGACACCCCACUCAUACAUGCUGGCCGAACUCGAGGCACCCACCGAGCAGUUGCAGGCCCUCUGCUUCCAACAGCCUCCCAAGUCUGCGAGCUCGAGUCAAAACAAGCUCGUGCCUUUUGAGAACACGGCCGAUCCUUACCGUCUAGCACCAGACCUCGAGCUUUCUUCCAUCGAUCUCUUGCCGCUCCCUGCUCGUACAUAUUCUCCCUCCCUCGCCGGCACCUGUAGCUCAGCCAUGACUCCCGAGUUCAGCAACCACAGCGCAAACCGCUUCAACGUUGCUGGCAGCGAAGGUAGCGAGACCAGCAGCGAGGCAGACAGAUACCGUAACAGUGUCAAGACCAUUGACAGUGCUGACAUGGAUGUCCUCACCGCAUGGGGACGCCUCGGUGGCCAGUAGACAUCCUUCUCUCCCUUGACUUUCCCUUUUGUACAUACCUCUGUUUUUCGCUCCAGCCUUUUUCGCUACUUCUUUCUCAUGAGAUCACGAUCAAAAAUCUGGAUAUGGGGGGAUCUUGUCUUAUUAGACAUUGGGGGCUUGGAGUAUUACCUUCUUCUUUAUAUUUCGAUGCUUAUACACCUUUUUGAUGUGGAUGGGAUUUAUUUGACGACGUAUUUACUUUUGCACGAAAGCUUAUUCUUUCUUCUGUCAAAUCGUUUCCUCUCUUCCUUCGACGACGUUGAAGCUUCUGUGAUAUAUAUCAUGCAUGUUGAUGGAUGCAUCUGCGACGUUGGUAGCUGUCUCGAGAUCACUGCGAAAAUUCUGCGCAAAGCCAACAUGGUGGUGUAUUAAUCAUCUACCUGCCAUCGCACAUAUACUAUGGCGACUCUAGCG
Aureobasidium pullulans EXF-150 is the source of this 2906-nucleotide messenger RNA. RefSeq lists its product as uncharacterized. The record is from RefSeq and is a predicted model, not a curated record. The transcript is spliced from 2 exons. The coding region runs from base 408 to 2471 and encodes 687 amino acids. Lineage: Eukaryota; Fungi; Ascomycota; Dothideomycetes; Dothideales; Saccotheciaceae.